AUAUAAUUUCAGAAUAUUUAUUCUAAUUCUAUGCCUAUGACCAUGUGGACUAAAUUAUAAAUACUACCUCAAAGUUGAUAAUAAGUAAGGGUUUUAAUAUUAAAGAAAUAUGUUUUACUUAAUUGGUUUAGGAUUAGGAGAUGCGAAGGAUGUUACAGUUAAAGGCUUAGAAAUUAUCAGAAAGUGUGAUAAAGUUUUUUUGGAAGCUUACACUUCUAUUUUAACCGUUGGGAAAGAAGUUCUGGAAGAAUUUUAUCAAAGGCCCCUAAUUAUAGCAGAUAGAGAUUUAUGUGAAAGUAACAUAGAUGAAAUAUUAAAAGAAGCAAAAGUUCAAGACAUAGCUCUUUUAGUAGUGGGUGAUCCUUUAGGAGCCACAACUCACACGGAUAUGUUGCUCCGGGCAAAGGAUUUUGGUGUUGAGACAAUGAUUGUGCACAAUGCUUCCAUAAUGAAUGCAGUUAGUUGUUGUGGGUUACAGCUUUAUAAUUUCGGAGAAACUGUAUCAAUACCAUUUUGGUCAGACACAUGGAAGCCAGAUAGUUUCUUUGAAAAGAUUAUAGGAAAUUACUCAAGAAAUUUACACACUCUUUGUUUGUUAGAUAUAAAAGUUAAGGAACCCACGGAAGAAUCAUUGACAAAAAAGGUUAGACAAUACAUGGAUCCAAAAUUUAUGUCAGUCAAAGAUGCAGCAAGACAAUUAGUAGAGAUAAUAGCAAACAAGAAUAAUGAUAAACAAGAUCUAACACCAGACACGCUUGUGGUCGGCUUAUCCAGAGUUGGUGCACUCGAUCAAAAGAUAGUCGCUGGUAGCUUAGAAUAUAUGCAAAAAUGUGACCUAGGACCCCCUCUACAUAGUCUUGUUAUCCCAGCUCCUAACUUGCACCCACUUGAACUGGAGUACCUUGCUCAGUUCAGGUAGCUGGCUCAUCCCGGUCAAGUGUUUAUUAAAUGAAACCUGUUCUUUAUAAUACAUAUUUAUUGGCUACAAAUGCCAAAAGUUACUCACAACAACAUAUUUUGUUGAACAAGAGAAAUAUUACAUUAAAUAAAUGUUUAAGAAGAAUUUAA
Molecule: messenger RNA, 1068 nt
Organism: Danaus plexippus (monarch butterfly)
Lineage: Eukaryota; Metazoa; Arthropoda; Insecta; Lepidoptera; Nymphalidae
Gene: Dph5
Product: diphthine methyl ester synthase
Exons: 5
Coding region: 110-919 (269 amino acids)
Biological process (GO): protein histidyl modification to diphthamide
Molecular function (GO): diphthine synthase activity
Source: RefSeq, a predicted model, not a curated record